AUGAGCGGGAGCGUCUGUACUGUCGGCGGGCCACCGACUUCGUCGAUGCGCUAUUCCGUGACCUCGUUCUCGUGCGAGGGCUGUGCGCCGGAGCGCCCCGUCAGCUUCAGCAGCUCGAACACCACCCACCACCUGGCGACGUCAGUGUCGACGGAGCCGGAGCAUGCGCGUGCACGUCGCUCGCGUGUUUCUCGCCAGCUUUGGCGACUGUGUGGGUGCAUGAAGCUGGGCGCGGCACGUUUGUGGCGGCGCCGCACCGGGUUGCGGAAGCGGCCCGUGUGCCUGCUCAUGGAUAUGGCUCUGUACAUCAGCUGCUUACUCGUGAUGUGGUGGCUGCUGAGAUGGCUCAAGCGCUUGCACCCGCUGUCAGAGGCACAGCUGGUGCGCCGUCUGGGACCGAUCCCCCAUCCGUGGGCCGUGCUGGUGCAGCACGAGGGUGCCGUGAGCCGACUCAACAUUACUUCGCAGCAGAGCUGCCGCAUCGGGUCGAUGUUCUGCAGCCCGCUGCGCAUCAGCGCGGCCUUUCUUCCCUCGUGGACACUGCACGUUGUGGAGAAGGACUGCGCGGACUGCACCGACCGACAGACGCACGACAGCGCUGUGGAGGGCGUAGAGUUGCAGCCGCGGCACGCCGUGUACGCGACGCCGUUUGCACCGCUGGGUCGUGUCGGGCCGAUGCUGCUGGCGAUGACGAGCGUGACGGACGACGUGAGUGUGCGCACGGAGCUGCCGCAGUGGGAGUGGCUGCGGCACGUGUACGGUGACGGGUUCCCGACCGUGGGCGACGCUGGCGAGGGGGCUGCGCCGCCGCGGACACCGUAUCUUGCCGUGAUGGGGAUCCCAUCGACGGAUCAGCCGGCGCGUGUUGCCCUGCGUGAGGCACAGCGCAGCACGUGGCUGACGUACCAGGAGGUGGCGCGCACGGAGAACCACUUCGACGCCGCGCUGCUGGCGCUGUACGUGUUCGCCGCGGUGGAGCCCAAGGUGGUCGCCCGCGAUGCACCAGAGAGCUCUCCAGCAUCCGCGCGCGACGGCGCGUCAGCCGCGGAGCCGAAGCGAGGGGGCCUGAGUGCGCUGCUGCCGACGACGACGGAGUACAAGGCUGCCACUGAGGCGCUCCUGGCGAGGGCCACGCGGGCCGAGGGCAUGGAUGACGCGGCCGAUGCGAGCGUUGUGCAGCGCCGGAUGGAGCUCCGCCGCGACUGGAACAUUGCUGCUGUGGAGGACACACCGUGUGCGGAGGUGAUCAGCCGCCACGCGACUGUGGGCGCGGAGACGUCUGCGCUGUCGUACCUGAGCGGCGCCCUGUCGCUCCCCGUGACGCCCGCGUUCACGUCGCCGGCGGAGUACAUCUGCCACGCGUCGUCUGCGCUGUGGCGGGAGGCGCUGACGCACCGCAACGUCGUGUGGAUCGACAUGAUGACGGACCGCCGGCCGACCACGAACAAGAAGCUUGGCGACACGAUCAAGUGGGGCCUCCCCGUGGAGGUCGGGAUGAGUCAGAAGCUGAUCCUGUGGCUGGAGUACGCGUACCACGCCUUCAGGGAUGUCCCCUUCAUCAUCAAGGGGGAUGACGACAGUUACAUGAAGGUGCCGCAGUUCCUGAGCGAUGUGCGGUACGUGAUGGGUGGCACGCAAAAGCGUCUGCCGCCGCCGACUGCCGAGGCGCUGAAGGACAGCGCGUACGCCGUGGACGCGAGCACGACGGAGUGCGCGUACUGGGGCAGCAGGCGUAGCAUCGGACGUGUUCCGUUCAACGCCGGUAUGACGUUCAUGGUGCACCGGCUUCUCGCUCAGGUCGUGUUGGCGCCUCGGUCAGGUGGAGCGCAGGCCGAUGUGGUGCUGCUGUCCGUGGCCGACUUCGACGUUGCGUUGUCGGGCCUUUAUCGCUCGAAGUGGAUGACCACGGAGGACAUCCUGUUCGGAGUGCUACUGCGCGCUGGCAUGAAGCGAGCGAAGGCGGUCUGCCCGAACCACCGCGUGUGGUUCGUGAAGGAAGGGCGGGCUCGGUUCCACGACAUGCACCGCGGCAAGGUGCACGACGUGACGUGGUCGACGGUCGUGGCGCAUCGCUGCACCCCCGCUGACUAUCAUUACCUGCACCACUUCUUCCAGAAGGAGCUUGGUGCGACGUUGGCAGGGUCAAACCAGAGGGGCCGUGCUGAGAAGAAUGCUGUGGCGCAGGCGGCGGAGUGGGUGGCGGAGAAGCGGCGUUCCACGGGGCCCGCGGUGGUGGGCUGGGACACCUUGCCAGCGGUGAAGUGGGUGCACACGGUGAAGCGGACGCCUGCAUACGACAUGGCGGCGGCGGACGGGGUGCCGGUGUAUCGCAACAAGUACACAAGAGGGUCGAGCAGGCGGCUUGGCAUCGAGCACGAGUUCGUGUCCGUGCCGUAA
Messenger RNA from Leishmania mexicana MHOM/GT/2001/U1103, 2397 nucleotides. RefSeq lists its product as uncharacterized. The record is from RefSeq and is a predicted model, not a curated record. Gene Ontology annotation, cellular component: membrane. The transcript has a single exon. Bases 1 to 2397 code for a protein of 798 amino acids. Gene Ontology annotation, molecular function: hexosyltransferase activity. Lineage: Eukaryota; Euglenozoa; Kinetoplastea; Trypanosomatida; Trypanosomatidae.